Messenger RNA from Notolabrus celidotus (New Zealand spotty), 3900 nucleotides. Its product is annotated as neural cell adhesion molecule 2-like. Gene Ontology annotation, biological process: cell adhesion. Gene Ontology annotation, molecular function: protein binding. The transcript has 31 exons. The record is from RefSeq and is a predicted model, not a curated record. Lineage: Eukaryota; Metazoa; Chordata; Actinopteri; Labriformes; Labridae. The coding region runs from base 1100 to 3715 and encodes 871 amino acids. Gene Ontology annotation, cellular component: membrane.
ACCAGAGGUCAGCAGGGACCUGAGGGCAGCAGGGACCUGAGAUCAUUCUAGCUGCUGUGUUCUGGAUGAGUUGGAGCUAUGCUAUGGAGUGCUUGUAAAACGAUGACGUGUACACAGGAGACACAGAAGAAACAUGGCGCUUCAUUUGGAGUUGUCUUCCCACGGAACAGUCAAUCUGGCAGACAUGGAGACUCAUUCACCUUCCCUGGAGUCAGAUUUCUCCCCACCUUAUGAAUAACAGAGUGGGUGAGGAGAGCGGUCAAACAAUGUGGAAGUCAUCUGCCGGGAGGAUGGACAACAGGACGGCCAUGCUUUGGACAACCAUCUUUCCUGAGUCCUGAAGAAUCAAAGGUGACUCAGCCAAUCAAGCUGAUGGAUUCUGCAACCCCACAUCCAGACUCAUCUCAUCUCCAGAUGGUGGGGUGUGUCCAUCUCUCCUGACUGACUGGAGUGGCUCUACUUGGAACGCCUGGAGGCAAAUCAAUAGGGAAUGGAAGCUGAAGGCAUCAGGACUGAGGUGUCGCUCCCUGCCUGGUCGCUCUGCCGUGCCACAUCUGUCCAUCUGUCAAGCACACAGGCCCAUCAAUCAAGCAGCUGAACGCAGGACGUUGGAUCCACGGUGUCCUGGGAGCAGCUUUGAGGACUCCUCAUCCUUCUACUGUGCAAGCAAGGGAGUCCCAUCUGCCACCACACGGGGGGAUAAGUAGCAGAAAAAGAAGAAGAAGAUGAGGAAAUGGCACGCAGCCCCUCCAAACUCCAAACUCCAAUCCCACUUGGGUCUGACUCAGAAAAGCUGGAUUUGACACUGGCAGCAGCAGCGGCGGCAGAAGCAGCGGUGUGCUGCUUCCAGAAAGAAGUGAGUCUUGCAGAGGAGAGGAGUGAUGCUGGGGGGCUCCUGAGCGCAGAGCAGACGCGGUGCACGAGCGUUGCUGAGGCGGGAGCGCGCGCAUAGGAAGGAAGCGAAGGAAGGAGCUGAGGCAGCUUUCAGUCGCCAGCGGAGCUCGAGACAGCGGAUGAACGGGGCCGAGAGUGUGUGUCGCCCUUGUCGUUUUAUACAGCAGCGGAAAGCAGCGUCCGGCGGCGCAAAACCUGCCCGAAAAUGAUGCUCCAACUGGUCCACAUCCUCGGGGUACUGGUCUGCGGCAGCCAAGCUGCCCUGCAGGUGUCCAUAUCCUUGAACAAAGUGGAGCUAAGUGUCGGAGAGUCCAAGUUUUUUAUCUGCACAGCAAUCGGCGAGCCUGUGCGGCUGGAGUGGUACAACCCCCAAGGCGAGCGCAUCGUGCCCUCCAAGCGAAUGGCGCUCCACACGGAGACGUCACGAUCAAGGCUCAUCAUUUACAACGCCAUCAUCGAGGACGCGGGUAUCUACCGCUGCCAGGCCACGGACGCCAGCGGCCACACGGAGGAGGCCUCGGUGGUGCUGGAGAUCUACCAGCGGCUGACGUUUCGGGAUGUUCAGUCACCGCAGGAGUUCCGGCACGGGGAGACGGCGGAGGUGGUGUGUGACGUCAUCAGUUCACCCGUGCCUGUGGUGGUGUGGUACUACCAGGACAAAGAGAUCACAGAGGAGCACCACAGCAGGUACCUGGUGCUGGCAAACAACAACCUACAGAUCCAUCAGGUGACCAAAGCCGACGAGGGCGUGUACCGCUGUGAGGCCAGCGUGGAGGCCCGUGGAGAGAUCGACUUUGUGGACAUUGCUGUUGUCGUAAACGUCCCUCCGGUGUUGUCCGUGUUCCAGCAGGCCUUCAACGCCACAGCGGACUACCAGGAAUCAGUCACCUUCACCUGCAUCGCCUCUGGAUCUCCUGAGCCCCUGGUCACAUGGCACAGGAAAGGGCAGCAGGUGGAGCCGACGGAGAAGUACUUUUACACCAGGCUGGACGGCGGGCGGAGCAUGUUUACCAUCCGCAACAUCCGACAGGGAGACGGCGGGACCUACACCUGCAGGGCCACCAACAAGGCAGGGUCACAGGAGAGGGAGCUCUUCCUCAAAGUGUUCGUCCAGCCCCACAUCACCCAGCUGAAGAACGUGACAGCCGUGGAGGGCAGCGCCGCCAUGAUCUCCUGCGUGGCUGAUGGCGAGCCUCUACCCGACAUCUCCUGGAGGAGAGCCAGCGACGGGCAGACCUUCGUGGACGGAGACAAGAGUCAGGACGGGCGAUUCGAAGUCCGCGGUCGCCACGGGAAGUCCGUGUUGACCAUCAGCGGCGUGCGGCUGGCAGACCUGGGUCGAUUCGACUGCGAGGCGCAGAGCAGGAUCGGAGGCCAUCAGAAGAGCAUGUUCCUGGACAUCGAGUAUAUCCCAAAGUUCCUCACCAACCACACCAUCUUCUACUCGUGGGAGGGGAACCCGGUGAACAUCAGCUGCGACGUCAUGUCCAAUCCUCCUGCCACCAUGCUGUGGAGGAGAGAGCGCUUCACCAUCUCUGCGAACGGCCCGGCCAACACGCGGGUCCACAGCGUGGAGGGCAAGUCUGUGCUGGAGGUGACUCCCAUGUCCGACAGGGACUUUGGCCGCUACAACUGCACCGCCAGGAACAACAUCGGAGUCCGAUACCAGGAGUUUAUUCUGGCACAAGCAGAUGUACCGUCAAAUCCAUACUCGGUUCGUCUCUCAGCUGUCUCCCAGCGCUUAGCCACCGUGACUUUCAUGAAGCCUGACUCGCAUGGCGGUGUGCCCAUCAGCUACUACCUGGUCCAGUACAAGGAGGUGGGCUCACAGGAGUGGAGGGACGUCAAGUCACACAGCGUGCAGACGACGGUGGUACUGACGGGCCUCGAGCCCAACACGACGUACGAGGUCCGAGUUGCAGCUGUCAACGGGAAGGGUCAGGGAGAGUUCAGCCACACGGAGACCUUCCAGACUCUACCUAUCCGGGAGCCGAGUCCGCCAGCGGUGCACGGGCAGAGAGGGAUGGGGAAGGCCUACAGGCUGGGGCUGGUCAAGCAGGACGAUGGAGGGAUGCCCAUCGUGGAGUACAUCGUCAAGUACAAGACGGUGAGUGAGACGGAUAAGGAGGAGCAGUGGAUGACCAAGCUGGUGCCAGGAGCCAAUGACUUUGCGAUGCUGCAGCCACUGCAGUGGAACACGAGAUACGAGGUGGAAAUCACGGCGCGCAACGUCAAGGGCCUGUCAGAGCCGACCUUCUAUCAGUUCUUCAUGCCGCAGAAACCCGACAUUACAGCAGAAUCCCUGUUCAGCGGCCUGGGGCUGGGCGCGGUGGUGGGCCUGGGCCUGGGAGCGCUGCUGCUGCUGCUCGUACUGGUGGACGUCAGCUGCUUCUUCCUGCGCCACUGCGGCCUGCUCAUGUGCAUCACACGCACGCUCUGCAGCAAGAAAACAGCCACCAGCGGCAAGGGCAAGGACAUUGAGGAGGGCAAGGCCGCCUACCUCGUUAUCAGACUCCUUGAUAUUUUCUGCUGUCGGCAAAUCCAGUCCCUGCCUGUCAGUCAGCGAAUAGGGAAUAGAUUUGUGCCCUUCAGUAGCCUCUCAGCAGGAAUACAAGUGACAGUUUGUGUUCUGGUGAUGCAGGAGAGGCUCGUGCUGACGUCAGCGUCUCUGUUUCCUCAGGAGUUUGAGGAGAAGCUCAGUGACAGCCACUGGAAGAUAAAACACAGUUCCACAACGGCGUCAAACACCCCAAAAAAAUCUGAGCAAACUUUGAGUUUAUUUAGAGGAUGGAGCAGGAAACUUGUAGAGAGUGCAAAGUGACAUGCAGGAAAGGGGCUGCAGGUUGGAGCCGAACCACAACAACUUUUACAUGUACAGGGCAAGAUCAGCAAAGGAAACUACCGCUGAAGGAAGAAAAUGGAAAAGAGUCUCUCAAGCCGGAUACGAUUGAAAUCAAAGUUCACAGCGACAACAGCAUCCACACAAAGCCUGACGACAGCAAAGCG